CCGCCCGCCGCCCGCCGCCCGCCGCCCGCCCGCCGCCGGCGCCGGCACCGCCGCCCUGCGAUCCAGCCGCGGCGGUUCACAGCGCGGCUGCGGCGGGCGCGGGCGGCGGCGGCUCCCUCCCGUGCGUCCGUCGUGGGACCUUCGCUCGCUCGCUCGCCGGCUGGGGACAGCACGCUCUCUGGCCCGCGGCGGGGGCGGGGACGCCCGGCCAGUGGCCCCGCGCCCCCCAAGAUGAAGCUGAGGCUUGGCCAAGGACAGUGAUAUACCCACAUCCCCAGAACUAGGUGAUUGCGGUGCAGGAACCAGAGGUGCCAGAGAGCAAGUCCGUUUCAAGAAGGGAGAACUGGUACAGCUAGAUCAAGGAUGGAGGCGGUGGUGGGCGUGGGAGAGACGGAGCUGUGUGGGAUGAAUGGAAAGGUCUGGCCAAAGCUGGAGGUGUGCCUUUACGGGACCCAUGCCUUGAGGCCCGGGAGCGCCCCGCUGCCGGCAUGCCGUGGGACGCACGGAGGCCCGGGGGCGGCGCGGACGGCGGGCCUGAGGGCCCCGGCGCGGCGCGCUCACGGGCGCAGAAGCAGUGCCGCAAGUCGUCGUUCGCCUUCUACCAGGCGGUGCGCGACCUGCUGCCCGUGUGGCUGCUGGAGGACAUGCGCGCCAGCGAGGCCUUCCACUGGGACGAGCGCGGGCGCGCCGCCGCCUACUCACCCUCCGAGGCCCUGCUCUACGCGCUCGUGCACGACCACCAGGCGUACGCGCAUUACCUGCUGGCCACUUUCCCACGGCGCGCGCUCGCACCGCCCAGCGCGGGCUUCCGCUGCUGCGCGGCUCCCGGGCCGCACGUGGCGCUGGCGGUGCGCUACAACCGCGUGGGCAUUCUGCGCCGCAUCCUGUGCACCUUGCGCGACUUUCCUGCCGAGGAGCGUGCGCGCUUGCUGGACCGGCGCGGCUGCAGCCGUGUGGAGGGUGGUGGCACGUCGCUGCACGUGGCCUGCGAGCUGGCGCGCCCGGAGUGUCUCUUCCUGCUGCUAGGCCACGGCGCCUCGCCCGGCCUGCGUGAUGGCGGCGGCCUCACGCCUCUCGAGCUGCUGCUGCGCCAGCUGGGCCGCGACGCUGGGGCUACUCCCGCCGCCGCUGCUGAAGCCGCGGCCUCCGCACCCGGGGAGCCACGCCAGCGCCGCCUGCUGCUGCUGGACCUGCUGGCGCUGUACACCCCCGUGGGUGCCUCUGGCCCGGCCCGCCGGGAGCUGCUGGGCGACCGGCCGCGCUGGCAGCGGCUGCUGGGUGAGGACAAGUUCCAGUGGCUGGCCGGCCUGGCACCGCCCUCGCUCUUCGCGCGCGCCAUGCAGGUGCUGGUCACCACCAUCUCUCCCGGCCGCUUCCCUGAGGCCCUAGAUGAGCUGCCGCUGCCUCCAUUCCUGCAGCCGUUGGACCUCACUGGCAAGGGCUAGGUCCGGAGCACCCUAGGUGCUGGAUUUUGGGACAAAAUUGUUUUUCAGAGCGUUGUACCUGGCACUUUACAUAUAUUGAUCUCCGUACAGCACAA
This is a messenger RNA of Callithrix jacchus (white-tufted-ear marmoset), 1540 nucleotides long. It is a transcript of the gene ANKRD9, whose product is annotated as ankyrin repeat domain 9. Lineage: Eukaryota; Metazoa; Chordata; Mammalia; Primates; Cebidae. The record is from RefSeq and is a predicted model, not a curated record. Gene Ontology annotation, molecular function: protein binding.